Tetrahymena thermophila SB210 is the source of this 1579-nucleotide messenger RNA. RefSeq names its product kinase domain protein. The transcript is spliced from 19 exons. Gene Ontology annotation, biological process: nucleocytoplasmic transport; activation of GTPase activity. Gene Ontology annotation, cellular component: nucleus; perinuclear region of cytoplasm; cytosol. The record is from RefSeq and is a predicted model, not a curated record. Gene Ontology annotation, molecular function: small GTPase binding; GTPase activator activity. NCBI's taxonomy places the organism in Eukaryota, Ciliophora, Oligohymenophorea, Hymenostomatida, Tetrahymenidae.
AUGCUUCAUUUAUCGCAAAAUAGUAUUGGUGCAUAGGGUGCAAAAGAUUUAGCCACAGGAAUAGCGUAGUGCAAGAAUAUCACAAAUUUGAUGCUUGAUUUAUAGGGAAAUAGUAUUGGUGCAUAGGGUGCAAAAUAUUUAGCCACAGGAAUAUCAUUGUGCAAGAAUAUAACAAAUUUGACGCUUGAUUUAUAGGGAAAUAGUAUUGGUGAUGUGGGUGCAAAACAUUUAUCCACAGUAAUAGAGUAGUGCAAGAAUAUCACAAGUUUGACUCUUGAUUUAUGGGAUAAUAGUAUUGGUGAUAAGGGUGUAAAAGAUUUAGCCACAGGAAUAGCGUAGUGUGAGAAUAUCACAAGUUUGAAGCUUGAUUUAUCGUUUAAUAGUAUUGGUGCAUAGGGUGCAAAAGAUUUAGCCACAGGAAUAGCGUAGUGCAAGAAUAUCACAAAUUUGAUGCUUGAUUUAUAGGGAAAUAGUAUUGGUGAUGAGGGUGCAAAAGAUUUAGCAUUAGGAAUAGAGUAGUGCAAGAAUAUCACAAGUUUGACGCUUGAUUUAUGGCGAAAUAGUAUUGGUGAUCAGGGUUCAAAAGAUUUAGCCACAGGAAUAGAAUAGUGCAAGAAUAUCACAUGUUUGACCCUUUAUUUAUAGCGAAAUAGUAUUUAUGCAUAUGGUGUAAAAUUUUUAGCCACAGCAAUAGCAUAGUGCAAGAAUAUCACAAGUUUGACGCUUCAUUUAUCGCGAAAUAGUAUUGGUGAUCAGGGUGCAAAAUAUUUAGACACAGGAAUAGAGUAGUGCAAGAAUAUCACAAGUUUGAUGCUUGAUUUAUCGGAUAAUAGUAUUGAUGCAUAGGGUGCAAAAGAUUUAGCCAAAGGAAUAUCGUAGUGCAAGAAUAUCACAAAUUUGAUGCUUGAUUUAUAGCAAAAUAGUAUUGGUGAUGAGGGUGCAAAAGAUUUAGCCACAGGAAUAGCGUAGAGCAAGAAUAUCACAUGUUUGACACUUGAUUUAUGGCGAAAUAGUAUUGGUGAUCAGGGUUCAAAAUAUUUAGCCACAGGAAUAGAAUAGUGCAAGAAUAUCACAAGUUUGACCCUUCAUUUAUAGGGAAACAGUAUUGGUGAUGAGGGUGCAAAAGAUUUAGCCACAGGAAUAGCGUAGUGCAAGAAUAUCACAAAUUUGACUCUUGAUUUAUCGGGAAAUAGUAUUGGUGCAUAGGGUGCAAAGGAUUUAGCCACAGGAAUAUCGUAGCGCAAGAAUAUCACAAGUUUGACGCUUCAUUUAUAGCGAAAUAGUAUUGGUGAUGAGGGUGCAAAAGAUUUAGCCACAACAAUAGUGUAGUGCAAGAAUAUCACAAGUUUGACGCUUGAUUUAUUGUUAAAUAAUAUUGAUGCAUAAAAUAUAAAAAAUUUAAGGACAGCAAUAGCAUUGUGCGAGAAUAUCACAAGUUUGAAGCUUCAUUUAUGAAAAAAUCGGACAUUUCAAUCGAAACUAUAAGAAUUAGAAUUAUAAUUAAAAGAUUAAUUAAAAAAAUAAGUAAUUUAAAUUUACAUUUUGCAUUUCCUGGUUUUAAAAUUCUACUGAUUAGAUA